AUGUAUCUUCCUUUUACGACUGGCAUGCACACGACCGUGGCCUUCUGCGGCCUAUUAAUCGUUACCUUGUCGGCAGUUGUGUUGUUGUGUCUCAAGUUCUUUUAUGUGGACUUCCCCGAAGUCAAGGGCAUUCCUGAGAUCCCUGGCGGGAGUUUACUGGCUGGCCACCUACCUCAGCUGGGCAACGACCAUGCUACCACGGCAGCAUCAUGGUCUGCCAAGUAUGGAUGGCCUGUUUUCCAGUUUAGAAUGGGACGUCGACGGGCUAUUAUGAUCAAUUCAUUUGAGUCAGCCCGAGAAUGGCUAGUUAAGAAUCAGUCAGCCACCAUCGACCGGCCAUGGUUCUACACAUUUCACGGAGUUAUUUCAAAAACAUCCGCGGCAACCAUUGGCACAUCUCCGUGGAAUGAGAGGACCAAGAAGCAGAGGCGGGUUGUUGGCUCGUUCACGACUGGGCCAGCAAUGAAGAAGAUGCACGGGAUGCUACAUAUGGAGACCUGCGCCGUAAUCUCCAGGAUCUACUAUGACAGCCUGAAGGGGGCAGUUGAUAUCAUGCCUCAUGUGUAUCAGAAGCGUCUCUCUCUCAACCUUAUGAUGAUGCUUUGCUACGGUACUCGAUUCAAUUCGGUUCAAGAUCCAAUGCUCCUCCAGAUUCUCGAAGACGCUAAAACGAUUGCAAGCUUCCGAUCCACAAACUCCAACCCUCAGGACUUUAUUCCUCACUUGAGGUACCUGGGCACCAACCGGCGCACGGUCAUUGCGACGGAAGUUCGAAACAGACGAGACAAUUGGCUUGGCACUAUGUUCAGUAAUGUUCAGAAAAGCCCCAACAGACUACGACCUGGUGAUAAGAAAUGCGUGGCUGAAAUGCUUCUUGAAGACAACCUUGAGGGCCUUACAAAGCUUGAUAUCAAAACAAUCCUCGGCGGUCUGAUGUCUGGCGGUUUCGAAACAAUCUACUCGACCGUCAUCGUCACCCUUGGGGCUCUAUCAACGCCCCGGGGACAGGAGAUACAGAAUAAGGCAUACGCAGACAUGAUUGGUGCCUACGGCUCAUAUGAGAAUGCAUUUGAGCAAUGCCUUCUCGGAGAGAAGAGCCACUACGUCUCCGGUUUGGUGAGGGAAGCCUUGCGGUUUUACCCGCCCCAUAAGAUUCUUCCAGCACGACAGGUCUAUAAAGACUUCACUUAUGCGGGAGCCACCAUUCCUCAAGGGAUGCUUAUCUACAUCAAUAACCAGGCUGUCAAUUUUGACAAAGAGACGUAUGGUCCUGACGCUUACGAGUUCCGCCCGGAGCGAUGGAUAGAAACAGGAUGCGAUAUACCUCCCCCAUAUCAUUUUGCCUAUGGUGCUGGAGCCCGAAUGUGUACGGCCGUCAACUUGGCGAACCGGAUGCUGUACGGAGUAUUAGUUCGCUUGAUUCUCUCCUUCAAGAUCACAGAGAGUAAGGAAAUGCCCCCGAACGUCCAUUAUAUCGACUACAAGGAGGACUCAACGGCAUCCAAUGCCAUCUCCUCAUUAUUCAAACUUAGAUUCACCCCCAGAGACCCGGGGAUGCUCGAGGAGUGCCUCAAGAAUGCGCACGAGAACCUAACAGAUUUUGUUACCGGAGACAACGCAGAACCCCUCUUCUUAUGA
Messenger RNA from Colletotrichum siamense, 1638 nucleotides. RefSeq names its product Phenylacetate 2-hydroxylase (gene phacA-1). NCBI's taxonomy places the organism in Eukaryota, Fungi, Ascomycota, Sordariomycetes, Glomerellales, Glomerellaceae. Gene Ontology annotation, molecular function: heme binding; iron ion binding; oxidoreductase activity, acting on paired donors, with incorporation or reduction of molecular oxygen. Bases 1 to 1638 code for a protein of 545 amino acids. The record is from RefSeq and is a predicted model, not a curated record. The transcript has 5 exons.